GGCAAGUAGAUGGAACAGAGGGUGGGGCAGGCAGUAGCAGCACUCCCAUACCCAUCAGCCCCUGCACUCACCGCCUCCAGCGCUUUAAAAAAAUAAGAUCUCCCUGAAAAUAAGUCUGAAUGCUUAUUUUAGGAGCCAAAACUAAAUAAGAUUGGGUCUUAUUUUCAGGGAAACAUGGUAGUUCUAUUAUUAGAGAAUUGUAAUUGUGAAAAGACACUCUUGGGGAAGUCGAAUAGUAUUGCAAUGUCUUGUCAAAUCCAUAUGUUUCAUUAGAUUUAACAAAAAUAAUUUUAUUAAAGAUCUAGAUACUAUCCUAGUAAAUAUGCAAGUAUGCCUGCAUGUUUAUAUGUACACAUACACAUUUCUAUUGUGAACUGUGUUUCAAAUAUCUCUUUCAAUCCCACUUUUCUAUUUCUGUAGAUUCACAGUAAGUAGAAUACAAAUAUCAGUGAUCACCUAAAUAGUCUUUCAAAGCACCACUUUUCUUUAAUAAGUAUAAUCUUUAUUGUCAUUUUACUUAUUUAUAAGGGGUUCAUGUUCCCUUUCACUAAUGUCUGCAUUAACUAUCUAUCUCAGUUUUAAUCUUGAAGAAGCCAGGUUAGAACAGUAUCAUUUUGGAAAGAGUAGCUAGCUCAGAGACAUGCAUUUUUGCUAUAAACUUCACCGCAAAGUUGGUCAAACUGGAGGUAGAAAGUGCAUAAUGAUGGUUUUCAGAAGACAAUACAUACCCAAUAAUUUAGACUCGGACAUGGGCAGAUAAAUGCCAACUUGAAGAGACAAACAUGGCAAUAAGCUAUUAAUUGAAAAUAGUGGGAGUUAUAGCCCAGCACUAAUUGGAAAACAGUAGGAUACAUUGUUUGAGAAGAAGCAACUAUGCUGUAGUAUGCUAUGGGAAAUCAACAUUAAAAAUUAUUAUUCCGAAAUAAGGACUCAUAAAAAGAAGUGGUAGGUUUUUUUAUAACACUGUAUCUCUUAAUUAUUUUAAAGAAUGAUGUGAAUGUUAACAUGAAGUUUAUAAGAUAUAUCUUUAAUAAAAAAAAUCUAAAGUUUGAUUUGUUCUUUGAGAUGAUCAUGGGCAUUAUCAAUUAAGGGUCAAUUAACUGAUUUCCCAUCCAGUUACGUUAUUGUUAUACUGUUACAUUGUUGAAAGCUUGUUCCUCCCUCAAAUAGUUAAAAAAGAACAAAACAUUUACAGUAAGUGUUAAUAUUUUCCCCAGGAGCUGUAUUAAUAUAGACUUCAUGUAAUGCUGCCAUUGCCUUAAGGGAUUCACUACCACUAGAUGCAAUGAUAAUUUAUUGAUUUUAAUGGCUGAGGGUUCCUUGGUGCUCUCUGAGCUUGCAGACAUUUCAUUACACAAACUAGGUAACAUCAUCAGUGCUAGUAUUAACCAUUUUAAUGGCUUGCAAAAGAACCUACCCCUACAGAGAAUAGAACUAUCUACGUUCAAUAAACAUAGAAGAAUGGAUGUUAAUGAGCUGUUUCUAAUUGCCAGAAGUUGAUAGCAAAUAAAAUGGGAUGGUAUUCUUGGUAAACAAAAUAUAUCAUUGACCAAAUAUAACCAUCUAUCAAUCAAUCCCCAGCUCCUUUGAUCUUGGUCUGGUGUAUGACUGUUCUUAGGUUAUUAAUAAAAGAGGAAUAUGAGAACUUAGCAAUUCUUAGCAUGGCUUCUAUUCAGUAAAUAUCUAGAGGGGAUAGGUAUGUAGUGCUGACACUAUAAUCUUUUUUUGGAUUUGAUCAAACUUGUUUGACUUGGAAGAUAAAUAAGAGAAUCAGGUAUAAUUAAUCUUUGGAUAGGAGACCAUGAAGGGAGUUCAGGGCUGCAAAGCAACAGCAAAACAGAAUAACAGAAAAAAUGUAAUGCCACAAAUUAAUUAUUCUAUCUCUGGUCAGUUAUUGUGAUACUUUAAGUUUUAAGUUUUAAACAUUCUGAAUUAAAGUCAUUAGUAUGUUAGACUGAACAGCAGAAAAUGUAACAUUGUUAUUAGAACUUAUGCAAAUGCUAAGAAUUGGUACUACAACAAACAUUUGUUUUACAAAUAAGUGGAAGAACAUAGCAAGGGAGGGCAUAUAACUGAUAGAUAAAAGUUACAUCUUUUAAAGAAGGCUCCACAUUUUCUGGACAUCUUAUUCAUUGAUAUUAGUACAGUGAAGAAUUUGCUAAAGUAAUGGGGUGAGAAAUGGGGUUGUUUCUAUGCUGGAUUUUAAAAGUAUUCUUGAGAAUUUUAUUUUAAUGGAUUUAAUUAAUGGAGAAGGCUUAGUUUCAAAAGUUGAACAAAUAUUUGUUAAAGUUGUCUUUGACUAUUUCCAGUAUUCCACACCUGUAGCAUUUAAAUAGCCUCCCGUCUCAAACUCACCCCUUCCCUCUUCUACAGAAUCACGCUGCUUAUUUUCAAUGUACUUGGAUAAUUCAUUGUCUGCAUUAAAUCCCUUGCUGGGGAAGAGGGAGGGGAGGGGAGAGAAGGAGAGACAGAGAGCGUCAAGUGGAAAUUCAAUGAACUGAGGUACAGUCGGAGCUUGCCUCUGAAGAAGUUCAGCCCGCACAGAAUAUUCCCCCCUCCUUCCAGUAAUGACCGGGCCGGCAAACAGAAGCCAGUUCACACGUCACUGGCACAAUCGGUUAUAAAUAGUAUCCCCAGCUCCUCAACUGUCUAUGGUUGCGUCUUGUUCGAGCCUCGACGACCUAGCUUCGCACCCUUUGGAGGAGAGCAGACACUUCCUUGGCGGCUCUCCCUACCGGCGGUCAGUCCACCGCCGAGCACCAAGGUGAGCGGUGAGGCGACGUCCGCUCCGUCGAGAGGAUGGUCCUGCUAGUCCUCCUGGCCUGGCUCUCGCCCUGGCUUUGCCGGGCGGUUACGGCUCUGUUGCCUGGGUCCCCCUGUGAGCCGGUGCGCAUCCAGAUGUGUCGAUAUAUGCCCUGGAACAUGACGCGGAUGCCUAAUCACUUGCACCACAGCACCCAGGAGAACGCAGUCCUUGCCAUCGAACAGUACCAGGAGCUGGUAGACUUCGGCUGCAGCCCAGUGCUUAGCUUCUUUCUUUGCGCUAUGUUCGCCCCUAUUUGCACCGUGGAAUUUCUCCACGACCCCAUCAAGCCCUGCAAGUCUCUGUGCCAGCGAGCCCGCGACGGCUGUGAGCCCCUCAUGAACAGAUACAACCACAGCUGGCCCGAGGCCUUAUCCUGCGAGGAGUUGCCUGUCUACGAUCGGGGUGUGUGCAUAGUCCCAGAGGCCAUCAUUACGGAUCUCCCGGCAGAGGAGGUGAAGUGGAUUGACUUUUCGGAAGACGUGAUGCUCCACGAGAAGCCGCUGUUCCCAGAGUGCAAGUUGCCCAAUCGCUGCAAAUGCAAGAAGUUAAAACCCACGCUGGCGAUUUAUCUGAACAAAAAUUACAGCUAUGUUAUUCAUGCUAAAAUAAAGAGUGUGGAGAGAAGAAGUUGCAAUGAAAUAACCACAAUGGUUGAUGUGAAAAAUGUUUUGAAAUCUUUGACUCCAGUUCCUCAUGCUCUAAUUCCUCUGUAUACUAAUUCUUCUUGCCAGUGUCCACCUCUUCUGCCAAAUCAAGUUGUACUCAUUAUGUGCUAUGAAUGGCACACCAGGUUGAUGCUUCUUGAUGAGUGCUCAGUGGAAAAGUGGAAGGUUCCAUUAAGCAAAAGGUUUCAGCGAUGGGAACAGAGACUCCAAGAACAGAAACUACAAGCAGCCUCUAAUAGAAAGCUGAAUUCCAGAAACUCUGGUCACAUUAGGAUACCAAAACAAAACUUAAAGAAAAGCAAUCCUGUGCUCACCAGUUCCAAGAAGAUCAAUAAGCUCAGAAAUCACCAGAAAAACAUUAAUUCUAAAAAAAUAUGAGUUCCACCUUUUUUUCCCAUAGGAAAGCCAACAAGCUGGCCUGAAAAGCAUAUGAUUUGCUGAACACUAUAACCUAAACAUUUCAUUUUUAUUUUGUAAAAUAAAUAAAAGCACAUACAGUUUUGCACUAAACUGAGAGAGUUGAUUAUGCAGCCUACAUUUAGCAUUGCAAAUCAUAGCUGAUUAACAGGUGUCUAGGUUAGUAGCUCUUUGAUUUAAAUAUGCCUGUGUGCUUCUGGUACUAAGAAUAGUUUUGCUAUAGCAGAAAAGCUAUAUCUUAUUUUGGCAUUUAUCUAGUAUUUUAUCAUAAUGCUAGCAAAAAGAGAGUCUUUGUCUAAUAUCCUGAAGAAUUUUUUUUGAGUGUAGGGAUGAGAUGCCAUGCAUUGCUCUUG
This is a messenger RNA of Thamnophis elegans (Western terrestrial garter snake), 4241 nucleotides long. It is a transcript of the gene SFRP4, whose product is annotated as secreted frizzled related protein 4. NCBI's taxonomy places the organism in Eukaryota, Metazoa, Chordata, Lepidosauria, Squamata, Natricidae. The record is from RefSeq and is a predicted model, not a curated record. The coding region runs from base 2800 to 3849 and encodes 349 amino acids. Gene Ontology annotation, biological process: non-canonical Wnt signaling pathway; canonical Wnt signaling pathway. Gene Ontology annotation, cellular component: cytoplasm. Gene Ontology annotation, molecular function: Wnt-protein binding. The transcript has 6 exons.